Setaria italica (foxtail millet) is the source of this 1320-nucleotide messenger RNA. RefSeq names its product cationic peroxidase 2. Gene Ontology annotation, cellular component: plasmodesma; plant-type cell wall. NCBI's taxonomy places the organism in Eukaryota, Viridiplantae, Streptophyta, Magnoliopsida, Poales, Poaceae. The transcript has a single exon. The coding region runs from base 234 to 1220 and encodes 328 amino acids. Gene Ontology annotation, biological process: response to oxidative stress; hydrogen peroxide catabolic process. Gene Ontology annotation, molecular function: heme binding; peroxidase activity. The record is from RefSeq and is a predicted model, not a curated record.
CCUGCCAACGCUACGCUAAACAAGUUGGUAUCGCGCAAGCACGCGGCUCGUAAUCUAUUACUCCGUAUUCAGUACGAUAAAGACCCCUCUCGCUGCAGUAACAAGUUUACUGGCGUACAGCGGGCAGUAUAAAAUACCCAGGCUGCACAGUGACAGUGAACACCCACUGUAGUUUCACACUUUCGCUCACUCUGACGGCAUCAGCUAGCUGCUGAUCGCCUUCGCAACAACAGAUGCGUAUGGCUCCUCGGGGUAGUAAUGGCAGCGGCGGCGGCACCAAGCUGUUGCUGUGCUUGCUGCUCGUCGCGUGCACCGGGGCUGCGGGGCAGGGGCUCCGGGUGGGGUUCUACCAGCAGAGCUGCCCGGACGCGGAGUCCAUCGUGAGGAACGUCACCUGGCCUGCGGCGGCCGCCGACCCCAGCCUCGCCGCCAAGCUUCUCCGCCUCUUCUUCCACGACUGUUUCCCGCAGGGUUGCGACGCGUCGGUGCUGCUGGACGGCCGUGGCACGGAGAAGGCGGCGGGCCCGAACCUGUCGCUGGGCGGGCUGGAGGUGAUCGACGCGGCCAAGGCGGCGCUCGAGCGGUCCUGCCCGGGCACCGUCUCCUGCGCCGACGCCGUGGCGCUCGCCACCCGUGACGCCGUCUCGUUCCAGUUCGGGCGGCUGCUGUGGCAGGUGGAGACGGGGCGGCGCGACUCCCGCUUCUCCGACGAGGCCGACGGCACCAAGCUCCCCAACCCGGAGUACGUGUUCCCGAUCCUCAGGGACUCCUUCGCCCGGCGCGGCCUCGGCGUCGCCGACCUCGUCGCGCUCUCCGGCGCGCACACGCUGGGCCGGACCACCUGCAUGUUCGUGUCCCCGAGGCUCUACACCUUCCAGGGCAACGGCGGGGUGGACCCGUUCAUCGAGCCCAGGUACGCGCGGGAGCUGAUGGGGCAGUGCACGAGCAUGGCGUCGGCGAACAGGGUCGUCAUGGACCCCGGCAGCGAGUUCGCCUUCGACACCAGCUACUACAGGGCCAUCAAGGCCAACCGCGGCGUGCUCCUCACGGACUCCGUGCUCACGCACGACGACGAGGCGGCGAGGCUCGUCGACGAGAUGCAGGACCUGGGCAAGUUCCUCGCCGCCUUCGCCGCGUCCAUCCAGAAGAUGGGCGCCAUGGACGUGCUCACCGGCAGCCAAGGCGAGAUCAGGAGGAACUGCCGUGUCGUCAACUACUAGUGUGUGUGACUGUGUGUGUGUGUGUCUUUGCUUGGCCAAUUGUGGUAGGAGUAGGAUUGCUUUAACUGAUUGUGAGCAUAUGAAGUCUUAUAUCUUAAGA